AGAAUUCAAAAUUCUUGCAUAUCGCAACCGACGUAAAUGACUUUCUCUUCUGCUGCCUCCCCUCUUUAUUAAAGAUUGCGGAUACAAACAGACGCUCAGUUACCUUUCUUCCUUGCUUAUUGAAUCUUGAAUUAUCGAUUCUAUGUUUAUAUCUUUCUUUCUACUGCUGCUUCCACUCUCUUUCCUUCUCCUAGCUCCACCUAAGAAUUAAGAUAUUGUUUUCUUUCUCUUUCUUUUUCUCUAUAUAUUCAAUCCCUUCCUUCACUCGUUUUUCUCAUUCGCUUGACCUUCUCCAGACUACUUCUACAUACUCACCUUUUCUUGAUUCUUGAUUUCUCGAUUUCUUGAAUUGCCUGUUCCUUUUUCUCUUUUUUUUAAUGGACUCAUCUACUUGGGUUAGCACCUCUCUUGAUCUCAACAUCAAUCCUUUCAAGCAUAUCGAUGCAAUUCCGAAGAGGGAAUCGGAAGCAGAAGUAGUAGAUUUUACUGGGUUUGAAAGGAAAGUGCCUGCGGUUAAAGAAGAGACCAGCGUUUUGAUUGAGGAGUUGAACAGGAUUAAUGCUGAGAACAAGAAGCUAACAGCAAUGUUAACUGUUUUAUGUGAAAAUUACAAUGCUUUGGAAAAGCAUUUGGCUGAUUUAAUGAGCAAAAACUCUGAUAAGAAAGAUGUUGGAAUAACUUCAAGAAAAAGAAAAGCUGAGAGUGAGGAUUAUAGUAAUAUGAUUGCAAGAACUAAUAAUGGAACUACAGAAAGCAGUUCUAGUGAUGAAUUAGACUCCACUACUUAUAAAAACCAAAAAGAAAGCAUCAGAACUAGCACUUCAAAGUUUUAUCUUCGGACCGAUCCAUCUGAUGCAAGCCUAGUCGUGAAAGAUGGAUAUCAAUGGAGGAAAUAUGGUCAAAAGGUUACAAGAGAUAACCCUUGUCCUAGGGCUUAUUUUAAGUGCUCAUUUGCCCCAAGCUGUCCUGUGAAGAAGAAGGUCCAAAGAAGUGCAGAAGAUCCUUCUGUUUUAGUAGCAACUUAUGAAGGAGAGCACAACCAUAUGCAACUAUCACAACAACCAGCUGAUCAUUUAUCUAAUUUAGGGUCAAGUUUAAGAACUCAAGUUCCUGCUAUUACUGAUCCUACCAGAGUUGCUUCAGGUCCUAAUACUGUAACUCUUGACUUGAUCCGAAGUACUGGAAAAUUGAAAGAUGAUGACAUUAGUGCUAAAAGAGAUCAUGUCCAAGCAAUUAGCAGUGAAAAUCCAGCAAUUCAACAAGUUUUGGCGCAACAAAUGGCUUCUUCUUUGACAAGAGAUCCAAAUUUCACAUCUGCACUUGCUGCUGCUAUUUGCGGAAGAUUUAACGAGACCCGGAUCCAGAAAUGGUGAAUAUAACAUUAUUAUUAUCAGGAAUUCAGAAUUUUAUAUAUAAAUCUAUAUAUAUUUGUAAUUUAAUUUAGACAAUAUAUAUCUAGAAUUAGUGAUAUAUGUAUAUAUAGAAUUUAGAGAUUAUAAGGUAAUUAAAGUUAUCAGCAAUCUAUGUUCAACAUUAGUAGAUAAAAAAAUGUGAAAAAUAUUAUUUUUGAAUA
Jatropha curcas is the source of this 1573-nucleotide messenger RNA. RefSeq names its product WRKY transcription factor 18. Gene Ontology annotation, molecular function: DNA-binding transcription factor activity; sequence-specific DNA binding. Gene Ontology annotation, biological process: regulation of DNA-templated transcription. NCBI's taxonomy places the organism in Eukaryota, Viridiplantae, Streptophyta, Magnoliopsida, Malpighiales, Euphorbiaceae. The record is from RefSeq and is a predicted model, not a curated record.